AUGGGUUUAUUUCGUACAACACAACAAAAUAAUUUACAUUUUUCGCUAAUUAUGCUAUUUAUAUUCUUCUAUGUUGUUAAAAGUAUAUUUCGAAAAGAAACAAAAUUAAUUAAAUUUGAAAAAAAUUUAAGAAAACGACAAAUUGGUGCAGCACUAUGCUGUUUUGCUUCAAUAGGUUGUACAUGGUUCUUUGGAUUAUUUAUUAUUUAUAAACCUUCUUUUAUAAUUCAGUUAUUAUUUUGCAUUUUGAAUUCUAGUCAAGGUUUUUUAAUAUUUUUAUUUCAUACUUUCUUAUCAAAACCAAAACGUGAAUUAUGGCGUGCAUUAUUCAUUGCUCAUAAAUCACCGAAUCAAAUGGUAACACCUAUGGCAUAUAAGUUUACGUCAACAUCGUCAACAAAAAGUAUAACACAACAACAGCAACAAUCAUCUGUGAAAACAAGCAAAACAAAUAGUAAAGAUGGAGAAAACUUUUUACGACGACGAUCAUUAGAUUGA
Didymodactylos carnosus is the source of this 498-nucleotide messenger RNA. Lineage: Eukaryota; Metazoa; Rotifera; Eurotatoria; Philodinida; Philodinidae. The record is from the annotation of a GenBank genome assembly.